This is a messenger RNA of Mucor mucedo, 612 nucleotides long. RefSeq lists its product as uncharacterized. The record is from RefSeq and is a predicted model, not a curated record. The transcript has a single exon. Gene Ontology annotation, cellular component: nucleus. NCBI's taxonomy places the organism in Eukaryota, Fungi, Mucoromycota, Mucoromycetes, Mucorales, Mucoraceae. Gene Ontology annotation, molecular function: RNA polymerase II transcription regulatory region sequence-specific DNA binding; DNA-binding transcription activator activity, RNA polymerase II-specific. Gene Ontology annotation, biological process: regulation of transcription by RNA polymerase II. The coding region runs from base 1 to 612 and encodes 203 amino acids.
AUGGCUUCUCCACCAAUUUCUGAAUGUACUCCUCGUAUGGACCCUCUUUUGGAUCUCACUACUCCAUUAAUGAAGUAUGAACCUCUUUCUCCUAUGGAAACCCCUAAAAUGGAACCCCAAGAUAUAUCCAAGUCAGCAAUCGAUCUCCAACCAUUUAUCAAGGCUCUCACAUUACUUGGCUCAAUUCAAUAUAAUCAACAAGAUAGCAACAGCAAUCGUCACAGCAACAGCAAUAACAACAGCAAUAGCAAUAACAACAACAGCAGCAACACAAAUUACAACAAGCGUGAAAGAUCUGAAUCGAUAGAUGACAACCAAGAUUUAGUAGUUUUAAAACGACAAAGAAAUACUGAUGCUGCCAGAAGAUCUCGCCAACGCAAAGCACAAAAGAUGGAUACUUUAGAAAAGCGAGUUUUGGAUUUGGAAUCUGACAAUGAACGUUUACGGUUACGCGCUGCUGUUGCAGAAAGUGAACGUGCGAAUAUUGAAGCUAAAGAAAAGAGAAGUAGAGUACGAGUUUUGGAAUUAGAACGACAACUUGCAGACACCCACAAAGCAUUAUUAAGAUACAAUCAAUCAACAACACCAACAAAAUCAACAAUAUCGGUUUAG